Cuscuta epithymum is the source of this 1958-nucleotide messenger RNA. NCBI's taxonomy places the organism in Eukaryota, Viridiplantae, Streptophyta, Magnoliopsida, Solanales, Convolvulaceae. The record is from the annotation of a GenBank genome assembly.
GGCCGAUUUAACUAGAAUUUCAUGCUAUAGAUUCUAACUCAUCAAUUUGAUCCGGUCCAUUUAGAAAAUCACAUGCAAGAUUUGGAAUAACCUAACUCUACCAUCUCUGUUUGGAUCCACGGCUCUCUCCGGUUAUCAUCUGCGCUUCCUCUUAGGUCCGGAGCAGUGAAUAGAUCAAGCUUAGAUGGGUGGUGCUGAGUAGGUUCCAGACCAUUCAAAGGCAAUUGUUAUGCAUGAUCCAUCAAUGUUCAACCACACAGGUCCGAACAAUGUACCUCCAUUUGCUAACCCGGGAGUACAGAAUGGUAUUGCAGAUUCAGCUGCCUACAAAGCGAAGAAAUGUCAGGAUGCAUUACAGGAGGCGGGUCUGAGAGUCAAGCAACAUGAAGAUAAUAUGAAGUUUUUAAAGACUAAGAAGAACAAAUUGGAUGAUUCGAUUAUAGAUUUACAAGUUGCACUUGGAAAAUAUCAUUCAGCAACCAGCCCUGCAAUUGAGAAUGAUGGUCUCUCCUAUGUACGGAGUGAGGAGGAAACACUUGAGCAGAUUUUAAAGCAUGAGGAAUCUGCAGCUGCGGUUUUGUGCCAAUUGAAAACCCUUCAUGGUACCCAGGCUUCUAAUUCUCCAUUAUCAAAAGAUGUGCUUGGUGUUGUUGCCACACUUGCAAGAGUUGAAGAUGAUAAACUCAGCAGGGUUCUCUCAGAUUACUUGGGACUAGAAACCAUGUUAGCUGUGGUAUGCAAGACCUAUGAUGGUGUUAGAGUGCUGGAAACAUAUGACCAGGAGGGCCUUGUAGAUAAAAGCUCUGGACUUCAUGCACUUGGAAUGUCCAUCGGGCGGCCCUUGGAUGGCAGAUUUCUUGUCAUCUGCCUUGAAAAUUUAAGUCCAUUUGCUGGUGAUUUUAUAGCUGAUGACCCACAAAGAAGGCUUGAUCUUCUCAUACCCAAAUUACCAAAUGGGGAAUCUCCACCUGGCUUUCUUGGAUUCGCUGUAAAUAUGAUCAAUGUGGAUAGCAUUAAUCUGUUUUGUGUAACAAGCAAUGGUCAUGGCCUAAGAGAGACCUUGUUCUACAAUCUCUUUUCACGCUUACAAGUGUACAAAACGAGGAUCGAGAUGCUUCGAGCUCUCCCAUGUAUAAGCAACGGGGCGAUCUCUUUGGAUGGUGGAAUUAUAAAAGGUGCUGGCAUAUUUUCACUGGGAAGCAGGGAUGUAGAUGUGAAAUUUCCCAAGAACUUUGGAAGGACAUGUCCGCCUCAAAACUUUUUCCAAGUUGAGAAUAAAAUGAAGGAAAUUAAAUGGGAAAGAGAAAGAAUUUUAGAAGACAUGCAGAGAGAACAAGCAUUGCUAGACCAUGCAAGGUUCAACUUUGAAGUAAAAAAACAAGAGUUCAUCAAACACAUUGCUCAGAGCUCAUCAUAUGCCACUCAAAUGCAGCAACACCAGAUUUAGCAUUGAAGUUUUGAAGGAGUGGGUAAUGUCAGGAGUAAGAUUUUCUGGUGUAUAUGAAGAUGGAAGCUCAACAUAUUUAUCUCUGCAACUAUAGGCUCCACCUUCGGUCUCUGCGUCAUCUUAUUUAUGUACAUGUACAUGCUGGUCUACGUCCCAGCUUAGUCCGUAGUGUACCAGCCAUCUGUGCUAAUUUAUUCUUUAUUUCGUACAUGAAUGAAUCAUCAUAUGUCCUUGGUCAAGGCACUGCUGUUGUACUAGGAAGAUAAAAAAAAAAAAAAAAAAAUAACUGUUUUAGGAAUUAUUUGACUGCUUUCUUUUAAUUUAAUACUAACCCUACUCGGUGCUUUAAAUCAGUUGUACACUACUUUAGAGACGCUUGUUUGACAAAGAUGUACACUACAUCUUUGCCUAGUUUUUUUUAUCCUAUGAACUAUUGAGGUGUUGCCUUCUUCGUAUCAGCUUUUCAUGUAAAAAGCGAGUGUUCAAUAUAUUAGACAAGGUUUGCGUUCUU